AUGCGCUCUGGUGGUACUCUCUCAAGUCUUCCGCCUGCUGCUUCAACGCAGCACUUUGACGCUUCACGGUUCUUCUGGUGGCUUUUCCCCAGCCAAAAGUCUGCGCCUCAUCGUCAAGUUUGCUCAACGUCUCGGCUUCUUCGGUUUCCGCCUUCUCCUUUUCCAAUGCCUUUUCCCUCUUGUCCUCGUCGAUCUUGCGCUGGAUCUCUUUUUGUUUGGCGUAGUUGGAGUAGUAUGAUCUCAAGAAAACAUACAAGCACACAAUUAUCGUCAAGCGAAGAUACUUGUGCAACGUGUCCUUGUCGACAUAGUUGUAGACAAACGCAAAUGGAGCUUGGGAAGUUUCCGAUCCGUCCAUUUUCAGCUUUUCUGGUGGCGGUGGCAGAAAUUUCCAACAUAAACUUGCCCGCGCCUGCCGUAGAUGUUGCGGCUGUACACAGGUCCGACCCAAAGGCCCCAAAUCAAAGGUCCAAAUCACAAUUCUUCUUCGUCGCUGGCAAAAGGAUCAAGUUCGGGGAAAUCGCCCACUUCGACCUGUUUGGGCCGAACAAACGACCCGUGGUUGGGCUUGGCGUCGAAAAUCCGAAGUGUGCCUAUGGUGCCAUUAUUCUUCCCCACAGGUUCAUCAAACUCGACUCCGGUCCAUACACUUUCGCCCUUGUCCAAUUCGGGAAUGCGCCCGACAAACUUCACCACACCUCUUCUCUCGCCCUCGAUGUUGAUCACGCGGCACCGCUGGCCCACCUGGAUGUUCUGGGCCUUUUGCUCGUUUUCUUCUUGCGCUCUUUUCUUGCUGUCGUUAUAGGCCGGGUCGAAACGGCCCAACUGCUGCUGUUUCUUCCAUUGCAAGACCGAGUCGGCCCGUUUGUUGUACUCCUCCUCUGA
This is a messenger RNA of Clavispora lusitaniae ATCC 42720, 885 nucleotides long. NCBI's taxonomy places the organism in Eukaryota, Fungi, Ascomycota, Pichiomycetes, Serinales, Metschnikowiaceae. The record is from RefSeq and is a predicted model, not a curated record.